AGUCCCUCAACGAAGCAGAGGAAGACCAGUCCGAGGAGAUAAUUAUGAGAAGGACUGCUGUAAGAAAUCUUGUCAGAGCAGUUAUCCAACAGAUUGUUGACAAGACAGGAAACAGCAAUUACCCUUUAAUUGAAUAUAAUUAUAUCUGUGAUCGACUCUUUAAGAAACUCUGGGUUGAAACAAAACCCAGAGUUCUGAAAAUGAGCCCAGAAAAGAUUGCACUCCAGGGGACCACCAUCUUUAAAGACCUGAUGAAGGAGUGCAAAAACGUAGAGUACAUCCUCCUUGUCCUGGAGGCGGGGACCCCAAUACUACAACGAAAUGUCCUGGUAACGAUGGCAAACAGACUACAGCCGCAGUGGAACCCCUUUAAGUCAGUGAGAAAGGCUUUCAGGGAAGUGGUACAAAACCUGCGAGAAAACCUACACAGGCUUAUCAUUUGUAAAUGAGUUACAGCGAAAUGUAAAGCCUGAAACUCAGGAAAAGGACUCAUCCCAGAUGUUUCUCCCAGAUCUCCCAGUUCCCAUCUCCUCUCCCUGCAUGAACAUCAUGGCGUAAACGUUUCCACCUGAGACUCUUUCCAGGUUCCAAGGUGAAGCCAAGGUCAACUGAUUUAGUUUUGCUCUGAAUACCUGGACAUCUGCUGGAGUCAUUUCCAGGAGUGGCACAUGCUGUGACUUUCUGCGGCUGCAGCUUAUCCUCUUCACCGUUUUAUUUGUUGGCCGUUCUGAGUUAGCACUUUACAUGAUCGCACCUGAUUGCAACAAGUAGUUAUUUGAGCCCAGAGAUGGCUGUCCAUGAGAACUCCUGCAGAUCAGCAGUUUCUGAAGCACCCAGACCAGCAUGACUGGCACCAACACAACAACGCAUUUGACGUCACUUAAAUUCCCAUCUCUUCCCGAUUCUGACGCUAGAGGAGGAGACUCAUGUGAAUGGCUGCUGUCCAAAGGACGCUACUUGGGGGAGAAUGUAUGGCAGCCUUAUGGCUGUAUGAUGCACAAAUACAAAAGCAUUGAAGCCAAAACAUGCCUUUCCAAGAAACGGGUGGUCUUUGCCGGUGACUCACGAAUCAGGCAGCUGUUUUACUCCUUUGUCAAAAUUAUUGAACCUGAGAGGACAGAAGAUGGAAACAAGCAUGAGGACAUCUUCUUUCAAGACGAGAAGUCCUCUCUUAAUGUGGACUUUCUUUGGUAUCCAGAGGCAAAUAACUCGAUGAAGGACCGCGUGGUGUCAUGGACGCAUGAGACCGCUGCCAAACCGGAUGUUGUUAUCCUCGGAGCUGCAACAUGGUCCAUCAAGUUGCACAGUGGCAGCAGCGAAACCCUGCAGCAGUACAAAGCAAAUCUGACAGCAAUUGCUGUGCAUCUGGAUAAACUGUCUGAGCAUACGGAGAUAUACUGGGUCCUGCAAGAUCCGGUGUACGAGGACACGUUGAGUGAGAACAGGAAGAUGAUCACCAACCAACAGCUUGACCUGUACAAUCAAGCGGCGACGGAGGUGCUCAACAGCAGCAAGUACAGCGGGAGGUCUCGGGUCAAGCUGCUGGCGGCGGCCCGUCAGGCUGCUCUGGAAACGAUCAUAAACUCAGACGAUGGUUUACACCUGCCAGAGGGGACCAGGAAUGUGGGAGCCAUGGUCCUCAUGAACUCCCUUUGCAACAAGCUGCUGAGGCCCAUCGACGGCUCCUGCUGCCAGACCGUUUCCCCGCCGAACCUCAUCCAGAAACUGUCCGCUUGUUUCUUCCUGGGAGCAGCCGUCGUCUUCGUGGCCCUCCACGUCCUCGGCUGCAACCGCCAUCGCCGGCAUGCCACUCCCGACGUGGAGAGCCUCGAGGAGAAGAAGCCUGCCACUGCGGGCGCCCCCCUCGGACCAAAGGCUCCUUUCCAGGCCCUCUGCAGGAUGGGCGUCAUAAUGUUGUACUUCUAUCUGUGCGACCGAGCUGAUGUGUUCAUGAAGGAGCAGAAGUUCUACACACACUCGGCGUUCUUCAUCCCUCUCAUCUACAUACUUGUGCUGGGAGUGUUUUACAGUGAGAACACCAAGGAGGUCAAGUUGCUCAACCGAGAGCAAACGGAUGAAUGGAAAGGCUGGAUGCAGUUGGUUAUUCUUAUCUAUCACGUUUCUGGAGCCAGUGCUUUUGUUCCUGUGUACAUGCACGUGCGUGUAUUGGUGGCAGCAUACUUGUUUCAGACUGGCUAUGGACACUUUUCCUUUUUCUGGCUCAAGGGAGACUUUGGACUUCAUAGAGUGUGUCAGGUGUUGUUCCGGCUAAACUUCCUUGUGGUGGUACUUUGCAUUGUAAUGGACAGACCAUACCAAUUCUACUACUUUGUCCCCUUGGUCACAUUCUGGUUUGUUCUCAUCUACGCCACAAUGGCCAUUUGGCCUCAGAUCCUUCAGAAAAGGACUAACAGUAGUGGUAUCUGGCAUCUUGGCAUUCUGGCCAAGUUACUGGGCCUGUUACUGAUUAUCUGCUUCUUUGCCUUCUCACAGAGUCUUUUCAUGAGCGUGUUCUCAGUGUGGCCCGUCUCUAAGCUGUUUGAGCUGAACGGAAGUGUCCAUGAGUGGUGGUUCAGAUGGCAGCUGGACCGAUUUGCUGUGAUUCAUGGCAUGGUGUUUGCCUUCAUCUACCUGGUGCUGCAGAAGCGUCAGGUGUUGUCGGAGGGCAAAGGAGAAGCUCUUUUCCCUGCAAAGAUUUCCAACUUGCUGCUUUUCUUCUCGGUGGUUUCCUUCAUAACAUACUCGAUAUGGGCGAGCAGCUGCAAAACCAAAACGGAGUGCAAUGAGAUGCACCCUUACAUCUCUGUGGUCCAGAUUUUGGCCUUCAUUCUUAUCAGGAACAUUCCUGGCUACACUCGCUCUGUUUACAGCUCGUUCUUUUCCUGGUUCGGGAAGAUCUCCCUGGAGCUGUUCAUAUGUCAGUACCACAUCUGGCUCGCGGCAGACACCAAGGGAAUCCUGGUCCUGAUCCCGGGCAACCCUUCGCUCAACAUCUUGGUGAGCACCUUCAUCUUCGUUUGUGUAGCUCACGAGGUUUCUGUCAUCACCAACGACCUGGCCCAGGUGGUGAUCCCCAAAGACAGCAUGGCCCUGCUGAAGAGACUGGGGGCCACGGGGAUCCUGAGUUUAUUUGUACUGAUGUCCCAGCUCCUCACACCUGGAGCUUAAAGGAUACUUUGAGAGGACUGGGUUACAGUCUGGCGGCCUGCUAUGACUGAAGUGACGGAUAAAAAUCAAACUGAAUUUUUUAUUUUUUUCUUUCAUGCUGCUGGUGGCCAGAUGAGACUGGUCAGAGUUCUUCAGUAACGUUGUUAUUGGCUGCUGUAAAAUGAGAAGUCUCGGCAAGAGGAGUAUUUAAAAGGACAGAAACACUGAAAUGUUUACAUUACCUUCAUGUUAGACUUGGAGACCCAAAACCACUUUCUCUGGGCUCAGGACCUCAUGCUUGCUGCGAACUUUGCAGCACUUCUUCUGCUUACCCGGACUUGUUUGAUAUGAAGUUUGUUCCUCGUUUCCUCCGAGGAUCUCUCCGUCCACGUGGCAGUAGGACCACCAGCAUAUUUGGAACAUUUUCUCUCUUUUUUUUCUCCCCCCCCCCCCCCCAAAUAAGCGGAUCUGCAUAACAUCUUGUCAUUGACCUUCUAUAUUGCUGGUGUGAGAUAUUUACACAAGGAACAAAGUGGAUCAAUGUGGACUGAUCACAAACCUGCCGAGUGUAUAGUAAAAAAAAUUUGCAGUGCAAUUGUUAAACUUUUAGCGACAUUUGUUUUUUAUUUUAUUUUUUUCAUUUAAAGCAAUGUUUGAGAUUAUUGCGUUUGCAGAGAGUCGUUGUCACCUGCUGUAGCUCAGAAAUGACAUGUGACAUGUACAGUAUUUAAUGACUUAAAUUAAGCUUAUAUUUUAUACAGUUUUGGCUUUGUUUUGUACUUUGCGUCCAUAACUGCUGUUUGUGAAGUAUCGCAUUAAGAAUUUUGUACCCAAUCUACUAUCUCCUAGACAAGGUUGAGCCUUUCAGUCACAUAGUUGUGUCCUAUUAGCACCACAUGCUGUGUAAAUAUAUGUAUAUUUGUACGAUACAACAGAUUUAUUUUGUACAGCUGUUCAUCUUCUGUUCUUUAAAACAUGCCUCAUACUAGCUGUGGUGGAAAAUGCACAAUAUUGCACAUAUUGUUCUACCAUAGAAGAAACAAACGUCCUUCCUCAGACCGACCUAAUAAUUAGUUGAAGGCUUUUUGAUAUUUCUCUCUCUCUCUUUUUUUUUUUUUUUAACUCCAGAGGGUUCUGUAAACAGCACAUACUCAAGUGUGUUGUUUAAGCACUUGAAAUCAGGACCACUUCAGCAUUAUAACCACUUUGUAAUGCACUGACAGACCUAAGAGGGUACUUUAAUGCCGCAUAGAUGAAAAUAUUGUUAAAUAUGUCUAUUGCCAGGUAAUUGGUUCUUUGCCUGUUUCUACUCAUUUGAGAGGAAGCACUUUUAUUUUGAACCUGCUUUUUUAUUUUCCACUUUCAUCUUUAAGAUGAUACCCAGAUUUUAGUACAUUCUUGUUUGGCAUAUUUAUUUAUUUUUUUAUUUUUCUUUGCUUAAAGAAAACAGUUAUGUCAAACUUAAGUGUUUAAUUGCAUCUCUACCGUUGGGGUAGUAAAACAUGGCGUGUCAAUCAUUUUGUAUUUAUGUUUGUUUGUUUUUUCCCUGGAAAACGACAGGACACAUUUCUGUUUUUGUUACAAUCUGCAGCUUUUGAGGAUGUUCACACUCUCAAAGUGAAACAGAGCCAAGUUGACCUCAAAAUUUCUACCAACAAUCAGUCGCGUAUAAUUAUCGAUAAUAUGGUAUUUGCCUGCUAUCAUUUUCCUUUGAUACAUGUAUAAAGUUUACUGACCUCUUUUAUUGAUCAACAGCAAAGUGGUACAUUUGGCAGUUGUUUCAUGCCUUAAUUGAUCGUUGUGAUCAUGUAAAAGCAACAAAUAUUACACCCGUUUUUAGGGCCUAGUCAAAUAUUUACGUGUUUGUUUUUGGUGUCUGACAAUGUGUGGAAUUGUCUUCAUAUUUAUAAAUGCCUUUAUUCUGUUGUACAUUGUUUUUUUGUUUUUUUUUUAAAUCCCUCGAUUAAAAAAAACAACAACAAAGUUUUGGGGUUUGUUUGUUUGUUGUUAUUUCUUUGGACAUGUGCAUUGGUCAAAACCAUUAAAUAUUUUAUAAAGAAUUUAUUACCAACUUAUACAUUACAUAAAAUUGACACUGUACAAACUCCCUUUUCUCUGAGGUCCAUAUGUUUAACAUAUACACAUCUUGUGGAUCUGCUUCUCCUCUGUUGCAGAUCCUCACCCACCAGGAAUGACAUGUGACUGAAACCUUCCAUGUGAGACAUGCAGGUUGAUAACCGGGAAUGCAAAAUAGUUCAUAUGUUGUGUGCGAUGUUAUCACAAUGCCCAUGUGUCACGAAUUAACAUUUUGCAUGCCAGUAAUCCACUCAUCUGUUGGAUGGAGUGUCGCUGAAGGAGACGUCGACACCUGACACAGAGGGGUCAUGCCUAAGAUGCUAAAGGUUACACAGUUGGAAGCGUCAUGAUGAGUGGAAAAAGAGACGCAUUAAUCGCCACUGACAUCAUUGUUGCGGUAUUGGCAGAUACAUGAUUUGUUAAUAUCAUGCAGACCUAGUUUGGCACAAAUGUUAGAAAACACACACACACACA
Gambusia affinis (western mosquitofish) is the source of this 5697-nucleotide messenger RNA. RefSeq names its product CAS1 domain containing 1 (gene casd1). Gene Ontology annotation, molecular function: N-acetylneuraminate 9-O-acetyltransferase activity. The record is from RefSeq and is a predicted model, not a curated record. Bases 844 to 3168 code for a protein of 774 amino acids. Lineage: Eukaryota; Metazoa; Chordata; Actinopteri; Cyprinodontiformes; Poeciliidae. Gene Ontology annotation, cellular component: Golgi membrane. The transcript is spliced from 21 exons.